Messenger RNA from Cicer arietinum (chickpea), 1362 nucleotides. RefSeq lists its product as uncharacterized. Gene Ontology annotation, molecular function: nucleic acid binding. Lineage: Eukaryota; Viridiplantae; Streptophyta; Magnoliopsida; Fabales; Fabaceae. The record is from RefSeq and is a predicted model, not a curated record.
UACUCCAUUUCAUUGUUCUCCUUACUCAACUAGUUUUACCAUGGCUACUUCCUCCACACUUGAAACUUGUUUAAACGCUCAAGCUCCUGAGUUCUUCCCUAACAAACUCAACAAACUUCAACCUCCUCAUAACUACCACUACGCUCCUUUUCCUCGACAACCUCAUUUUUACUUUUACCCCACCAACACUAAACAUGCUUUUCAUCCAUCUUCUUUUUACUUCCACUUUCACCCUAACCACACUUUUCCUUUCUCACAAUCACAACAUAAACUCUCUCCUUUUCACCACUCUGCUGCUUUGGAAAAACAAGAGCUGAAAAAGGAUGUGGUUGUGGAACGUCGUCGUUCUGAUCAUGGGUUGAGAUUCCAUGGUUAUGAGUGUGGGAGGAAGGGAUUGAAAAAUGUUGCUGAAAAGGAUAAGAAAUUUGAUCAUCGUUUGAGAAAGAAUCACCAUUAUGGAAGAAAUGUUGGUGACACUUACUUUAGGGCUUUUCAUGAUCAUCAUAAGAAUAAUCGAAAUUUUCCUGUGGUCCCCGUGCGUCCUGAUGGAAAUCAAACAACUGUUAUGAUCAAAAACAUUCCUAGCAAGUAUACUCGAGAUAUGUUGGUGAUGUACUUGGAGAAUCAUUGCAUGGUGGAAAAUGCUAAAGAGGAAGAGAAUGGAGAAGAAAACACGUUUGCCUUUGAUUUCGUUUAUUUGCCAAUAGAUUUCAGAAGCGGGUUGAAUAAGGGAUAUGCGUUUGUGAAUUUUACAAAGGCAACGGCAGCAUGGAAAUUUCUGUUGACAGCAUCGGAUAGGAAAUGGGAGUUGUUUCUUUCCCGCAAAAUACGUCAAGUUGUUGCCGCACGCUUACAGGGUAAGGAGAAACUGGAGAGUCAUUUUGAGAGCAUGAAUUUUCCUUGUUCAUCUGACGAUGUUUUGCCAGUUUCUUUCAGUCCACCUCGGGAUGGUGUAACCAAAGGAAAUCAAAAGACAAUGGGGAAACUUCUUUUCAAGCCAACUACUACACACUCUAACUAUUAUUAGUUUUUUUUUUUUGGGUUUUGUAUAUAUAGUUUAGCUUAUGAACUUGAUGGAUCAGUUGCGUAUUUUGUUGUGUGUGUAAUUCCACGAUUAGUUGGGUGGAGCUUUGCCACACUUUCAAUCAAUCCUGUGGGUUGUGUGGUGGGGUCCACCCUACUUUGUGGAGCUAGGCUCGAGAAUCGACUGCUGUUAUCCAAGGCUUAGGCCGAGGAUGGUUUGGAUCUGUAAUCUGUUUCAGUAUUUUCUGCUGUUUCUUAUCUCAUCUGAUGAUCAUGAUGUUUGUCUUUUCUUAGUAGGUUUCUAGCUUUUUUUUGCCCUACUAUGUACGAAAGCUUUCA